UGGUGAUGAAAAAUUUCAGCGCAUACUUUGCGCUCUGUUGCUCUGUCAGUGUUUGACCUGUGGUUGCUAGAGAGGCAAAUGUUUUGUUUACUUCCGGGGUUGUCUCCCGAGUCACAGAAACACAGCAGACAGCCCUUGUCUGACUGAGAAAAUUAUAGAAAUAUGGCAGGGGAGGCAGAGGACGAGAUACCUGACUCGGGGGCUGUCUUCACCUUUGGAAAAAGCAAGUUUGCAGACAACGUUCCUAGCAAAUUCUGGUUGAAAAACGACAGGGCGGUCCGCAUUUCCUGUGGGGAUGAACAUACAGCGCUUGUAACAGACAAUGGCAAGCUGUACAUGUUUGGCAGCAAUAAUUGGGGUCAGCUGUGUCUGGGAACAAAAAACACCGUCAACAAGCCCACGUGUGUGAAAGCUUUAAAAUCUGAAAAUGUUAAGCUGACAGCAUGUGGAAGAAAUCACACAAUCGUGUACACAGCUAAAGGGAAUAUAUACACUGCGGGAGGCAAUAAUGAAGGGCAGCUGGGCCUGGGCGACACAGAGGAGAGAACAUCUUUCCAUCAGGUAGACUUCUUCACAGGACAGUGUAAGAUCAAACAGCUGGCAGCAGGAUCGAACAUCUCUGCAGCACUGGCAGAGGACGGAAGACUUUUUAUGUGGGGUGAUAACUCUGAAGGUCAGAUUGGCCUUGGCAACGAGAGCCAUGUGUGUGUUCCUCAUGAAGUAGAUGUUGGGAAGCCAGUUACGUGGGUCUCCUGUGGAUACUAUCACUCCGCUCUCGUAACAGCUGAUGGAGAGCUGUACACAUUUGGAGAGUCUGACCACGGAAAGCUAGGACUACCCCCAGAACAGUUAAAUAACAACAGAGUUCCACAGCUGGUCCAGGGAAUUUCUGCACAAGUUACUCGGGUCGUCUGUGGUGGUGGGCACACAGUAGCACUUACAGAUGAUGAUGUGUACACAUUUGGCCUUGGUCAGUUUGGACAGUUGGGCCAUGGCACUUUUACUUUUGAGUCUGCCCUACCGAAGGCUGUGGAACACUUCAGAAAAAGGAAAGUGAGCCACAUAGCGUGUGGAGAGAACCAUACAGCUGUAAUAACAGACAAUGGCCUUCUUUAUACCUUUGGAGAUGGACGACAUGGCAAGCUGGGACUUGGGGAUGAGAACUUUACCAACCAGUUCAAGCCGACGCUCUGCUCCAGGUUUCUCAAGUACACAGUACAGUCUGUUUCCUGUGGAGGAUGUCACAUGCUGGUCCUUGCUGCGCCAAGACCUCAAGGCUAUGAGGAAGUGACUCUCCAGCAGGAUGAUAUAACUGAGAACUAUCUGGAGAAAUCCUACAGUGAGCUUUUAGGCAAUCCUUCAACACCCAGCACAUUGAGCAGGACAUUAUCUGCACGAGUGAGGCGGAGAGAAAGGGAGCGCUCUCCGGAUCAGUUUGGGAGGAUGCUGCGCACGCUGCCCGCUCUGGCACCAGGUUUCCUGAACUCCUCUUUGCCCGUCACCAGCCGCUCAAUUCCAGCCAGAUUACCCAGCAUGGACAUACCUGCUUCCAUGGAAGCUAAUGGAAUUCACCGUCCACAAGAGUCUAGAGACAAAAGCGUCAAGGGAAAUGGGUCCAAUGAAAGAACAUCUGUGGAGGAGGACUCUGACGGUGACAAUGAAAAAGAACUGGGAAACACCACUGAUUUAUUAAACAUGACCCACAUAAUGCAGCUGAACCCCAGUGACAAGUCAUUAACGUUAUCGCCGGUUCAGAAGCAGAAGAAUCUACAGCACAAAUCUGAGGAGGAGAGUGAGGAAGAGGAGAAUGAUGAUGAUGAUGAAGAGAGUGAAGAAGAAGAAGAUGAUGAAGAAGAAACAACUGUUCAGGAAAUGACAAAAGGAGAGCCAGAGGCAAAGAAUAGUGAUGUGAUCUCUGAAGAACAACAUGGAAAGGAACCUGAAUUCGUAAAAGAUGAAUCAGUACCGGAUGGUGUACAGAAAGAAAUGCUUACAGCUAUUUUUAACUCUGUUUCUGAAGAGCAAGAGAGUCCCAAAGCUCAGGACCCCUCUCCAGCUGAAGAAGUGAGAGAAGAGGAGGCAAAAGAGGAAAGCAAAUCGAAAGGCUUGUUUGGAACAAACGGAAGAAUUUCUCUAUUCAAGAGAAGGUCGAUCCGAGAAGACAAGAAGCCAGAAAAAAAGGGUGAAGUGAAACCAGUAAGCACUCUUCAGGAAGACAAGCCCAAAGACAAUCCAAGCGGCUCCUCUAGAAACCUGGAAAACAAAGACCUCAACCAGAACAACGCUGGGGAGAACACUACAGAGCCCACACAGUCAGUCCAGGACGGUACUGAGAAAACACAACGCACCCUGGAAAAGAAGUCACGAUCUGCAACAUGUACAAUACUCUGAUUUUGUGUAUAUAUAUAUAUAUAUAUAUAUAUAUAUAUAUAUAUAUAUAUAUAUAUAUAUAUAUAUAUUAUAUAUGCUUCUCGAAAGCCACUAGGUGCUGCAUGUAAUGUUCAAGCACUGAUUUCAAAUAGAGGGAAGUUACUACGCACAAUCGUGAGUUAUGAUACAUGCUGGAUCACCACCACAACUUGUGGUGCUAAUUUAUUAAUGUCAAAUAUUGGGACCUUUACAUCACAAUCAUUACUGUUUGAUUUUUGGUCUAUGGGCAACAUUUUUGUGAAAACCUUUGUGUGUUUUUGAAUUUGUGAAACUCAACUGUACAUAUUUUAUGUAACACAGAGACAUUUAUUUAUAUAAAUAUAUUUCAUGUAAAAGCACAAUUUGCACUUUAAAUUGGAACAGUACAUAAUAUAUACAUAUAUAGUUCUAUAUAUGAUAAUAUGUUUCAGGGACAUUUUUUCACCAGUUCUCAUUGCAAAGCCUUAUCACCGCUUUGUGUUGAAAAGUAUUGGUGUUCUGACAUCAGAUAUACUGUAUUGAAAGGCAGCUCUUUUUCAGAAUAUGUAUUUUUUCAUUCACUACCUACUAAAAAUUGGUAUGAUAAAUUAAUCCAUUUGGCAGUAUCAAUGUUGGAAUCCUUUUUGAUUUAAAUAGAAUAUAUUAAUGUUGGAGUAUUGCCUUUGUUUCCCCUCAUGUAUCAGGAUUAUUAAGUUUUGAUCAGGCCACUGACUUUGUUGUUUCACCUGAUAUAUAAAGUUAGGUACAGAUGUUUAUCAGAAUACUUGUACGCUCUAAUUUUCAGAAAUGGGGGUGCGGUUUAAAAAAUUUCACACUGUUUCUUUUGGCACUGAUUGGCUGGGACUCAUUGUCAAUAUCUGAUGCGCUUUUCGUCUUGCUUUGUGGGUAACAGCCUAAAUUGAAGCAACAGUUAUGUAAUCAUGCCUUAUGGAGAUAUAUAAAAAAAAAAAAAAUACUCUCGACUUUUUUUCUCUUAGCAUUAUCUAUUUUCCUUAUAACAGGUUUAACAUUUUUUAUUUACAUUUUUUAAUUGUAUCUAUAAAACAUCUGAUCCGAUCCAGCAUAAAUUAAUUUCAGGUGAUCCACGUAUUAUGGAAACCUGAGUCACAAAAACUAGGAUUUUUUUUUUUUGUAUACAUUCUACUGAUUAACGGGUUAAAGAGGGUCUUGACUGUAGCAAUUGCAUGCCUCAUCCAGCAGAGGGCACUGUAGAUCAUAGCAAGGAUCUCCUACUCUGCUCUACCUAGAUUUGACACUAGUGCAGGUGGCCUGUAUGCUUUUCCCCCCAAAAAAUCAUAACAGUAUCAAGUUCAUGAAUUCAAUCCAAAUGGAAUUUUACUCCCGGUGUUUUCUUGUCAUUAUAUUGUCAUUGUAUCACAAUGAUUUUUAAGAAUGUGUCAUUUCCCCUGCUUUUAUGGUUUAAUGUUAAUAGUCCAGGUGUUAUUAUUCUCUAUUCUUUACAGAUCUAAUAAAGGCAGCGCUCACAGCAUCUAAGGCUUUAGAUACUAUGUGGUAUUUUUUUGGGGUGUUAUGUUGGAAAAUUUUAAGAGAUAUAUUUACUUCUAAGGGUCAAGUUGCAACAAAAUCCUGGACUGGUUAAAACACCUGAAGAUAUUAGCAGUGUUCCCCUUGUUGUAUUAUUACUGCUCCAUGCUGCUCUAGAGACAUAUAAAGUGCAGCUUUUGAAUGUUAAACCCUAUUAUGAUACUAUAUCAUUCCAGUAAGGUAAUAUAGGGUUUGAAGAAGGUGUGAGUACACUUUACACUUGAAGGGCAGUGAUAUGCCCUGUGUGAAAUCCAUGUUGGGGGUAGUAAGGUUUUCCAGAUUGGCAUUGAACUAUACCAGCCGUCUUUGAAUAGUUCAUUAUGAAAAAAUCAUCCUCUGUUCUUUCAUGUGACAAUCAACAUAAAUACAUGUCCCACUCUGUGCCAGAUGUGCAAUUUCCCUGAAGCCCUGCUAUUAGCUCAUUGGCACUUAUAAAAGAGUCUUCUAGGUAAACAAAUGUUGCGAUUUUAUUGAAAUCAAAGUCGAUACAAGUCCUCUAAAUUGUAAUCACAGUGGAGCUUUAGUCGCAUUUUUCUAUUGGACAUUUUUAUUGUAUAAAUGUAAAAAUCAGGGGCACUGGUUUUUGCCCAGAGAUCCAAAGACAUCGUCAGGUAAGCAUUAGGGGUGUUCAUAGUUUUAGACUUUCAACAUUUAAAGGUAAUCACGUGUUAACAUUUAGAAUUGUGCCUAAAUGUUUAGUAGUUGUCGACAAUAUGCAUUUUAUACAGUGGUAAUGGAUUUAAUAUUCAAUAUUUAUUUAAACUCUCAUCCAUGUAAGCAAACAUGUUGUACAUCUCUAGUCUUACACAAGUGUUUAUACAAAGUAACAGCACUCUAUUGGAAGUCCUUCUGCGUUGUUAAAAACAUUCCUACUGUGUUAUAAGCAUAAAUGUUUUUAUUGCUCAAGUUUAAACAUUUAAGAAAUUAAACGUAAUCUAACACCCCUGUUAAGUACUGGUUAAUCGGAUAGCAUAGUCAGGGUGUUAAAAACAAGCUUCAUUGCUGUGUGGGAUACCUUGGGUUUUCAAUAACAAGCAAGUAUGCAGAGGGGUUGUUUUUAAUCUGACUAUAGAGGACUCACUGAAAAAACAGUUUAACUGUGUUUUAAAAAACGAGUCCCCCAAAUCAAGGUCUGUUUUUGGUUGAGUGAAAGCGCAGCUUCUGCAGAAUAGGUCCAAUUAUAUACUGUAGGUCAUAAGGCAGCAGGGGAAACUGAUCAUAGCUCUACAGUGAUUGAAAACUGGGAAGAUUUUCUUUUGAUUAUUACUUCAACCGGCAGUGGAGAAAUAAUUAAGUUCUCCUCUGCAGUCUGUACAGCUGGCAUGAAUAUGUUUUCAUAUUGCCUAUUCAUAAAACAUUAGCAUGUCAGUAAAUGCACAGAAGCUUUAUGAAUACGCCCUAUUGUGAUUUGAGGCCUUAAAUGACACUUUGUAUAUAAGGUAUAUUUUUUAGAAGGAAAUAAAAUCUCUUGUAGUUUUGAUGUUUAUUGUGUUGUUUGCCUUUUCAUUAAAUUUGUAUGGCUGUACACCACUUUGUAACUCAACUUGUAUCCAAUGGAAAUAUGUAUUUACAUCUUGUUUGAUACCAGGAUGUGUUUUCUGGUUUUAUGUCUAAUUGUGCUCAUCUGGCAUGUGAAUGCGACAUAUACUUCAGUUUAUACUUGAAAAAAAUAAAUAAAAAAAUUAU
Molecule: messenger RNA, 5640 nt
Organism: Acipenser ruthenus (sterlet)
Lineage: Eukaryota; Metazoa; Chordata; Actinopteri; Acipenseriformes; Acipenseridae
Product: X-linked retinitis pigmentosa GTPase regulator-like
Exons: 17
Coding region: 163-2391 (742 amino acids)
Source: RefSeq, a predicted model, not a curated record